This is a messenger RNA of Hibiscus syriacus, 885 nucleotides long. Its product is annotated as non-symbiotic hemoglobin 1-like. The coding region runs from base 123 to 812 and encodes 229 amino acids. The record is from RefSeq and is a predicted model, not a curated record. The transcript has 6 exons. Gene Ontology annotation, molecular function: heme binding; oxygen binding. Lineage: Eukaryota; Viridiplantae; Streptophyta; Magnoliopsida; Malvales; Malvaceae.
UAGUUUUUGUCCACUUGUAGGCCAAUUUUCCAUUUUCAUUGUGCACAAAACGGAAAGGGAAGAAACCAUCUGGAAAUAUAGUUGUUGUUGCAGGUUAGAGUCUGAGCGCUUAAUUAUUAGAUAUGAAUCUCACGGCCAUCACCUCUUCUUCUUCUUCAAGAGCUAAUCCCAUGCUUUUCUCGAAUGCUGGUGGAAAACUUGUGCCAAAAUUUUGUUUAAAUAAAAACUAUGGAUCAAUACUCAUGCAUCAUCAAUCCUGGGAGUUUUCAUGGGUCAAGAGAAAUCUUGUUUUUGCAGCUCCAAAGUCCAUCUCAAAAAAAGGUGUGAAGAGAGGUGUGGAAUUCAAAGUGAGGGCAUUUAGUCCAGAACAAGAAGCUUUGGUUGUCAAAUCAUGGAAUUCCAUGAAGAAAAAUGCUGGUGAACUUGGUCUCAAAUUCUUCUUGAGGAUUUUUGAGAUUGCGCCUUCUGCUAAGAAGCUGUUCACCUUUCUGACGGAUUCAGAUAUCCCUCUAGAGCAAAACCCCAAACUCAAACCCCAUGCCAUGACCGUGUUUGUUAUGACCUGUGAAUCAGCUAUCCAACUCCGAAAGACGGGAAAAGUUGCAGUGGGAGAAUCCAAUCUGAAAGAUUUAGGUGCCACCCAUUUCAAAUAUGGUGUCGUGGAUGAACAUUUUGAGGUUACAAAAUACGCAUUGUUGGAGACCAUAAAGGAAGCAGUACCAGAAUUGUGGUCUCCAGAAAUGAAGAAUGCUUGGGGAGAAGCCUACGAUCAGCUGGCUGCUGCUAUUAAAAGUGAAAUGAAUCCUCUUUAAGUUUGUUUUCAUAUAAUAUUUUGUAUGAUUUUGUUCUACUUCUAUCUUUACCCAAAUAAACCACUUUCACUAU